AUGGCGACUCUUGAGCCUACCGUCCGUCCUCGAGUCACGAAGCGGAUCCAGCUCGGUCGCGGCUCUGCAGGCAAGCCGAUCGAACUCCGCGUCAAUGCAAUGGACGCUCAAGUCAAGCCUGGCGCCUUUUUGAACAUCCUCCACUACGAUGUCAACAUCGAACCAGAAGGAGACAAGCUCCCCAAGGAUUUCGCGCGUCGCAUGAUCAACUAUCUUCGUGGAUUCCCCAAUGUCAAAGGCCCCGAACGUCCCUUCCGCACGACUGACGACAACAAGCCGGCCAGUGUGGUCUACGACGGUCGCAAGCAGGCUUUUUCGCCCCAUCCCCUCUUUGACAACGCUGCCGCUGCCGAUAUUGGCGAUUACGUCCUCUUUGGCGAGGGUGAAAGCUUCUCAGAGGCUCCUCCUGACGGCGCAAAGAAGAAAGCUUACAGAAUCAAAAUCCGUCGUGUCGCCGAACUCGACCUUAAAGCUCUCUACGGAGCUAUCAAUCCUCCUGCAGACGGUCGCAAUGCUGCUCAGCCCACUGUCACAAUUGCAGGUGAAAAGGGUAUCGAGACGCUUAUCUCGGCCCUCAAUGUCGCCCUCAAAUCCGAUCUCUUUGCUUCGCAUCCCAACAAAGGCUCGGCUUUCUACCCUAUCGGUUACGACAAGCACGAUCCUCGCUCAGUCGAACAAGCCCGCCGUCAGCGCUCGGUCGGCAAAGGUGUCGAACUCUGGAAAGGUUACUUCAUCUCCCUUCGACCGGCCACGGGCAAGAUGAUCCUCAACGUCGAUCUCAGCUUCUGUCCCAUGAUCCCAGGAGGCAAUCUCGCUGACGUUUGCAAAGCUAUCCUUGAGCUGCGUGACAUCAGUGGCCUUGACAUUCAGCAGAUCGCCCGCUCGAACAAGUUACCCAUGCUCAAUCGUAUGCUUCGAGGAGUCCGCGUUUCUGCCAAUGUCGAGCGUCUCAAUCAAGGCAUGACCAAGCGUUACUUCAAGAUCAGGGAUGUUCUGCCUCAGUCUGCGCUUCAGUAUACCUUCCAAGACAACGAUCGCGAGCAGAAGUACAAUGUUGCCACGUAUUUUAAACAAGAGCGCGGCACUCAGCUGCGUAACCCCCACUGGCCUGUCGUCCAAGUCGGUCGUGAUGCUGUCUACCCUCUCGAGCUGCUCUCUGUCGAGUUUGGCACGAAGUAUACUCGCAAGCUCGACCCUGCUCAGACGGCCAAUAUGAUCAAGCAGACCGCAGUGAAACCUCAAGAACGCUUCAGAGGUGUCAAGGAGAUCACUACGCUCUUCCCUGACAUGCGUGAGAGACUCCGACCUUGGGGUAUUGAUAUCUCCAACGAGUUUGUCAAGGUUCAGGGCCGUGUACUGGCCGCGCCCAGAAUUACCGUCAAAGACAAGCGCGGGCAGCCAGUACCUGCUCAGAUCCGUGACGGUGUCUGGGACCUUGGUCGUCAAAAUGCUCAGUUUUACAAACCUGCCGCUCCGCUCAUUUCGUGGGGCGUCGCCAUCUUUGCCAAUGAACGCUAUGCGCAGAUCACUAAAGUCCAGAAUGCCAUGCUGGCUCUCAUGCAAGUCUUGAGCCAACGCGGUAUUCAGAUCAAGAACGAUCGUCCAAAGAUCAAGUACGCCGAUCAGGAUUUGCUCACUCAGACACCUCGUCAGCAGCAGCUCUCAGAGUUCCUUCAUCGCUUCGGCUCCGAGCUAUAUCAAGACACUAAGGUGCCACCGCAGCUCUUCAUCUGUAUUCUUGAUGGUCAGAUUACUUGGCACUAUCCUGCAGUCAAGGUGUUCGGUGACACUCAAAAACCUGUUGCUACACAAUGUCUUCGCGCCGAUAAGUCUCUCAGCGAUCGCCGUGGAUACUUUGACAAUGUCGCUUUGAAGAUCAAUGCCAAGCUCGGAGGAGCUCAUUCGGACUAUGCUCCUGCUAUCAAGGGUAUCAGCGAGGGCCUCAUGGUGUGCGGUGCCGAUGUUUACCAUCCUCCGCCCGGCUCGCUGCAGCCAUCAAUUUCUGGCGCAGUAGGCAGUCUGGACAAUUCACAGUACGCCUCUGCCUAUGCAAUCCAGCCCUCUCGUGUCGAAUACCUCGAGGAUCUCACAUCGCUCAUCGAACAACUUCUUCAGAAGCGCCAUGCCAAGACCGGCAAGUAUCCCAGCCGUCUCGUUGUCUUCCGCGAUGGCGUCUCUGAGUCGCAGUAUGACAUGGCUCUGCUCAAGGAAGUGAGUCAGAUCAGAGAGGCUUGCCGCAAGGUCAAUCCGACCGUGCAGCCAAAGAUAACCUACAUCAUCGCAAGCAAACGUCAUCACAUCCGCUUUGAGCCGGUCUCGCUCGGAAUGGCCGAUCGCUCAGGCAAUGCUCCUCCCGGUACUGUCGUCGACAAUGCCAUCACUCACCCAACCGAUGCAGAUUUCUACUUGCAAUCUCAUGCCGGUCUUCAAGGUACUUCUCGCUCGACACACUACCAGCUCUUGCUUGAUGAGAACGGCUUCGAUGCCAAUUCGAUUCAAGAGUUCACGUACGGCCUCUCUCAUGCUUUCGCUCGCUGCACGCGCAGUAUCUCUAUUGCCUCGCCGGCGAGAUACGCUCAUCUCGUUUGCGAACGCGCAAGGGUGCUCAACUCCCGUCCCGGAGACGGCGAUACCGAAUCGACCUGGUCAGGCUCUGAAGGAUCCGAUGUCCAGCGUCGUCGUCUCGAGAAGGAACUUCGCGAGCGUGCCGUCUUUGUCAACGACAAUCAGAGCGUCCGCUUGUCAUUCGUCUAG
Mixia osmundae IAM 14324 is the source of this 2754-nucleotide messenger RNA. RefSeq lists its product as uncharacterized. The transcript has 7 exons. Gene Ontology annotation, molecular function: RNA binding; protein binding. NCBI's taxonomy places the organism in Eukaryota, Fungi, Basidiomycota, Mixiomycetes, Mixiales, Mixiaceae. The record is from RefSeq and is a predicted model, not a curated record. Bases 1 to 2754 code for a protein of 917 amino acids.